This is a messenger RNA of Camelina sativa (false flax), 2214 nucleotides long. Its product is annotated as importin subunit alpha-1-like. The record is from RefSeq and is a predicted model, not a curated record. Gene Ontology annotation, molecular function: protein binding. NCBI's taxonomy places the organism in Eukaryota, Viridiplantae, Streptophyta, Magnoliopsida, Brassicales, Brassicaceae.
UCGAUUAUCUGCAAGUUUUAAAAGCUUAUAAUUUGUAUCUCUAUAUACUAAUUAGAAAGAGCAAAAUUGAUAUCCAGCAUCAAUGCAAAUAAAAAGGAGGUGGCGACGGCGUCGUUUAGGUGGAUCCUGCAGCUUCACAGAGACGUAUCAAAAAAAAGCUGCUCGAUUCUACGUGCAAGGUUUUGGUUGAUUCGGAAACCAUGAAAACAAGAGCUGACUACAUACAUGAUCGAACAGACUCGUACUGAUUGUGGUACCCCUCUUUGGCCUGGUGGUCCUGAGGUUAGACGACUCUUUGUUAAACCCUAAUUUCACUUCCCAGUAGGGUUCUGAUCUCAGCUUAAUUAAUUGAAAUCUGGGUUUGAUAAAACCGGUAUUGAAUUCAAAACCAAAUUUGAAUCGAUUUAACCAAGGUUUAAAUCCCAAUUAAAUCAAACCAAACCGGUUUUCUGAUAACGAUAAUUAGAAAACCGUUCUUUCCUUGUUCGCUUCUCUAAAUUCAUCUGUUGAUUUUACUAUUUUUUUUCCGCUCUUUCACCAUUUUUGUUUGUCAAUUGCAAAAGUUCUCUGCCUCUUUCACAUUUUAGUUGAGAUUUCUUCAAGGGUUUCUCUUCAAGUUUCGCAAACUGCUUUUGGAGAGGUCGAAGAAGAGAGAAAGCCACGUCGCUAGACACUAGUAGAACCCCCAAGCUUUGUCGUCUCUCAAACGAUCCCACACGAUGUUCUCAGAAUCUAAGAGUUUGCUCGAGGGGCUUUUCUCAGAUGAUCCUUCAAGACAGUUUAAAUCCGCUGCCAAGAUCAACACGAUUCUAGCAAAGAGUAUGUCAGAACUAGGGCCUCUUGAUACCGAACAUCUGAUACGAUCUGGAGUUAUACCUCGUUUGGUUCACUUUCUUGGCGUGAAAGAUUUCCCUAAGCUUCAUUAUGAGGCAGCUUGCGGUCUAACAAGCAUUGCUGCUUAUAGACCGGAUCUGUUAGUUGCUCACAAUGUUGUUCCAAUCUUAGUCGAGCUUAUUGCUUCAAAUAGAGAUUAUGUCCGUGAGCAGGCUAUAAGGGCCUUGUGUAAUGUUGCUGGUCAUCCAAGACACCGUGACUAUGUUCUUGAUGCCGCUGUUGGGGCUUUGAUGCCGCUGUUGGAUCUGCUGUCCAAGGAUACUACUAACUUGUCGAUGCUCAGAUUUGCUACUCUGACUUUGUCUCACUUGUGUCGUGGCAUGUCUCCGCCUACCUUCGACCAGGUGAAACAUGCACUUGAACUACAUCUUCAUUCAAAUGAUGAAAAAGUGUUGGGAAAUGUUUGCUCGGGCAUUCAGUAUGUGUGCGAUGGUUCAGAAGAUGGAAUCCAGAGUGUGAUCGAUGCUGGUUUUGUCCCAAUACUAGUUGAACAUCUCCGACACCCUUCCCCAUCUGUGCUUAUUCCUGUACUGCAUACCAUUGGCACUAUAGUUAACAAAUGUAAUCACCAGAUCCAAUGUGUGAUAAAUUGUGGUGCUUUACGCAUUCUUUCCGACCUUUUUAAUCGAGACUAUGACAAAAACAUAAAUGGAGCCACUUUCUUCGCGACUUUCAGCAUCACCGCAGGCUUUACAGAACAUAUUCAGUUAGUUAUUGAUGCAAAUUGGAUUCCAAGGUUGGUCAGUAUGGCUCACAAUGAUGAAUUGGGCAUGAAGAGCGAAGCUGUAUGCGCAAUUUCAAAUGUGACCUCAGGUGUUUAUCAUGAUCAAAUCAAAUACUUGGUGGAGCAGGGUUGCAUAAAGCCUUUAUGUGAUCUCUUGGUAUAUCCAGAUCCAGUGAUCAUCUCAGCUUGUCUGAAUGGAUUGGAAAACAUUUUGAAGGCUGGAGAGGUAGAGAGGAACAUAGGAGAUGUAAACAAUUACACUCUACAGAUUGAAUACGCGGAAGGUCUAGAAAAGAUUGAGAACCUGCAACGCCACAAAAACAACGAGAUCUACGAGAAGGCUUUGAAGAUUCUGGAGACAUACUGGGGUGUAUAGGAUAAUGAGAAGACACAACAGCCUCCAAGGUGAUGGAUCUUGGCGACAUUUUGGUCUCUAGUACAGAACUGGUUCCGUCAAUUGAAAGUAACAGAGUCCAUCGAUGGAAGAGCUUUGGCUCCAUUUUGUAAUCAAAGGUUCCAUGGAGUAUACUUAGUUUCGUUUUGUGGCUAUUAGAGUGUUUUUUUUGAAUGAGUCAAAAGCCAAAGCAUAUAUGAGU